AUGACGGGUUCAGCCAGAUCCAUGGGCCACCAAAUGUACAACAUCCGUACGUUGAUCGCUCAAGUAUCUCUGCAGCAUGAGAAUACCACCUACACAUCUCCAACCCACGCGGGCUCCGGACACGAUCACUUUUCAUACUCUCAUUGGCAUGAUAUCGUUGAGCGUGCUUGGUGGAAGCGGUGGGAAUACCAAAGCUCUGAAACGCAGCGAAGCGACCAAAGAAAGCACAGAUGUAUCCCGUUCGAGGAUGAUUCUUCCUCAUCGCCGAAUAGGCAGGCCACAUUCCGCGAAACGUUCCAAAAUGAGUUUUUGGAUAGCAUCGCGGAUGAAUGGUUUGAGAAGCUUGAGGCCAAAACGCUACCUCUUUUCAAGAAGAAUAAAGACACUCGUGUUACGACUCGUUCCCGUCCUAAGCCGGUUCGUGUUGCAGUCUUAGACACCGGCAUAGACCCAGAGUGCUCUUUCAGAACUCGUAUUAGGGGCGGCAGGAACUUUUGCGAGGGAGAAAAGCGAGGAAAUUUCUGGGAAGAUGAGUCGGGCCAUGGCACAGCAGUCGCAUAUCAAGUUGCCCGCAUAUGUCCGAAUGCCGAAAUUUACAUCGCCCGAAUAGCUCAACGUACGGAAGAAGGCGACACAAUGGUACCCGAUAGGAACGCCAUAGUCCAGGCGCUAAAAGUAGCCAGCGAGGAGUGGAAGGUCGAUAUAAUCAACAUGUCUUUUGGUUGGGAGUUACAAGACGACGACGACGGAGUGGAAGAAGCACUGAACGCAGUAGGAAACUUGGGACAUAUUCUGGUCUUUGCCCCCUCAACCAACGGCGGAGCGCUAACUGACAUCCUCUUCCCGGCUCGACACCGCGACGUCAUUGCAGUGGAUGCUGUGGAUGGCUUAGGAAAACCAUUUUCGAAUACUGGAUCCACAGAAUGUGGUCGCAAGCAAGAACGUUUCUCAGCCCCUGGUCUUAACGUUGCAGCGCCGUAUAACACUAGAGUGACUGGCAGUUCUUUUGCGUCCCCAAUCGUUGCUAGCGUCGCAGGCCUAGUCCUAGAAAUGUUUCGAAAGGAAAUUCCGGAUCUGAAUGCAAGUAUCUACAAGCGCCUUGGGACGAAGGGGGUCAUGGAAAGCAUUUUGAAGCUAUUAUCAAAAGAGGUGGAGGGUUUUAAUUUCCUGCAGCCUUGGAUCGAGCUCCAAACGGGGCACAGUAGGAGGUAUUUCUGUGAGCGCAUUAUCAAUAGCGUUAUAAGACCUACGUAUAAGAGGAUAGGUAUGUCGUAUAUGGGAACGGUAGAUACACAUGGGUGGAGUCCGACGAUAGAAGCAGACUAG
This is a messenger RNA of Alternaria arborescens, 1326 nucleotides long. RefSeq lists its product as hypothetical. The coding region runs from base 1 to 1326 and encodes 441 amino acids. The record is from RefSeq and is a predicted model, not a curated record. Lineage: Eukaryota; Fungi; Ascomycota; Dothideomycetes; Pleosporales; Pleosporaceae. Gene Ontology annotation, biological process: proteolysis. The transcript has 2 exons. Gene Ontology annotation, molecular function: serine-type endopeptidase activity.